GGUCACUCAGGCGGUAUUCGUUCUGGUACUAGAUAUGCCUUCUCACGGAAGUUCCGUGAGAAGGGUAUGAUUCGCCUUUCCACAUAUCUUAAGCAAUACAAGUACGCUAUCUCCAUCUGUUUGAGAUCUUGAGGGCUAGCAACUUAUAAUUUCCAAAAUAGGGUCGGAGAUAUCGUCGACAUCAAAGCCAAUGGAGCUGUUCAGAAGGGGUUAGUUCACUGCCCAGAUUAAGCCAGAACUCUAUGGAUGCGAGGGGUCCCGAUUCGAAUCUAUCUCUAUCGACGGGGGGCUCACGGGGUUUGGCCGGCUAUGCUGACCUGCGAUAUAGUAUGCCCCACAAGGUCUACCACGGAAAGACCGGUGUCGUCUACAACGUCACCAAGUCCGCCCUAGGUGUUAUUAUCUACAAGAAGGUCGGAAACCGUUACUUGGAGAAGCGUGUAAACGUCCGCAUCGAGCACGUCAACCACUCCAAGUGUCGACAAGAGUUCUUGAACCGUGUCAAGGGGAACGCUGCCAAACAGAAACAAGCUAAGGAGGACGGAACCCAUGCUUAUCUCAAGAGACAGCCAGUUCAGCCCCGCGAGUCUCGUACCGUCUCCACCCAGGACAACCUCCCAGAAACUGUUACUCCCAUCCCUUACGAGACAACUAUU
Tuber aestivum (summer truffle) is the source of this 656-nucleotide messenger RNA. Lineage: Eukaryota; Fungi; Ascomycota; Pezizomycetes; Pezizales; Tuberaceae. The record is from the annotation of a GenBank genome assembly.